AACAAAUAAACAAUUUUACUUACAAAUAAAAGUGCCAAUUCCGAAAAACUACAAAGUUUAAUUACUUAUGUACCCUCAUUGGGGUACACAUUUAAAACAUCGCCUCACAAAUUUAGAGACAAAAAGCUAACACAAUAAUCAUGAGUUUUGUGGACCUUGCCACUUUGGCAAUGCAUCGACGGCAAGAAAUGGAGGCUCGCCUCAACGUGUUCUUGGGAAAAUGCGAUCGUGCUGUAAUGGACAUAAAAAAAUUACAACACCAAGCCAAAGGUUUCGUUGAGCAGUUGAACUGUGAGCCUUCAGAGUUAAGAGACAAGUUCCUGAGCUGUAUGAAGCAACUUGAUGAAUAUACCUACCUCAUAACAGACUUCAACCUUGCAUUGGAUAACCUUGAUCGUCCAGUCAAUAAAAGUACAUAUUACAUGCCCGUCCAUGACAAUCCUGGACGAAUUUUGAAGCCCCUUCCGCCAACUGCUUUGAAUUUGAUUGAUGCACUGAGCGAACCAACACCAUCUACAUCAAAGGCUUGUGCCAACCACUGUCCUUCGGAGAAAAUUAAAAAGAAGAAGAUACCCAAGGAAGACCAGAUUUUGAUUGCAUUCUCCAGUACAUCAUGCUCAUCAGAAAGUGUGCCAUCUUCAAAGAUGGAAAAAGGAGUUCAGUGCAAUUUGAAGAAUGAAGUUGAAAAAUUGAGUUUAACUGACUCUCAACCAUCAGCUCCAACAAUGGAAGAACGUAAUUUGCCAGCUCAAAAGAUCUUGCAACUUGACUUCAUGUACCAGGCAACAAUCACACACGUCGAUGGACUUUCCUUUUGGAUCAUAACUGAAGACUUUCAGGAUGCACACAACUUGAUGCGCGAUAUGAACGAAUACUACAGGGAGAACACACAAGAUCUCAGUUUGGACGAGAUGAUGUCCCUAACGUACUGCGCGUUUUACGAGGUGGACAGCGACUGCUUUUACAGAGCGUUCUUCAUCAGACUCACCGAGGAGGACAUGAGCAUUGCAGAGGUGUUCCUAGUUGAUAUCGGUGAAACUUGUUGCGCGCCCACGACCACAAUACAACCGUUGGAUCUGAGGUUCUGCACGAAUCCGCCCUUUGCCCGAUGCUGCCAUCUCGCUGGGGUAGAGCUACUGGGGCAACCGACAGCUGCGCAAGAAUACCUAAAAGACUUCGUUAACAAGCCAUGCAAAAUAAAAAUAGACGACAAUUCAUCGGAAUCUCUUGGCGCUUACAUAUUUUACCCGUCAGGGGAAUCCUUAAGCGAUUUGUUGGUGCAACGCGGAUUGGCGCGUAGAAUAGAUAAAACAACAUCAGCGACGGAAACAUCAUCAUCGGCUGCGAAAGGUAUACCAGAACUGGACGAGUGCAACUUCAGAAUAGACGACUGUCCCGAGUACGACGACCCACUUCUUGCUGUUACGGGCUAUCACAAUCGGGACGAAAUGGACAUCUGCAAACAUUACAAGGGUGGUCCGGAGAAAACCUGCUUCAAAGGCAGGCGCUGCACCAAAAGACACGUUUUGAUCAAUCCAGAUGGAUGGACGUUAGACCGUGUGCCAGUGGUGGCCAAGUGCAAUCCCCUACCCCUUCCCGCGCCCGAUACGUACCUCCGCGUGUACGUCACGCACGUGGCACACUUCAACCGCUUCUUCGUGCAGCUUAAAGAGAAUAUUACGAAAAACGAACCUGUUCCUGAUUUUGGGGUCGUUUUACCUCCAACCUCAUUGAACAGCCUGGUGCUCGAUAUGAACAGCCCGGCCACUAGAAUGGCCUACAAACCUCUAAAGUUGGUGCCAGCGCCCGGUGAACUCGUAGCCGCCCUUUACCCACCAGACGAGCAGUGGUACCGCGCCAGAGUUAUUUCCUCCACGAGGGCAGACCAGAACGUUGAGGUCAUGUACAUAGACUACGGCAACGUGGUGUGGGUAAAGGAGAACGAAGUGCGAGAGCUCGAGUCGCGCUUCUGGCCGCUGCCGGCGCAGGCGGUGAGGUGUGCACUCGCCGGCGUCUCGGCGCUGACUGGAGACUCGCGCCAGUGGGCGGCGGCGAAAGAUGCGCUCAACAAGAUGAUACACGAACGGGUGUUGCAGGCGCAUGUCAUCGCACGCGACUACGACGAAAUAACAGUGGAACUGUUCGAUGAGCACGGUUUCAGCAUAGCUGAGCAACUGGCCGCAGGACUGUUCGUCAAUCUGGAGGAGUACGAGAUAUCGUACGAUACCAAUGAUACGCAAAAAGUGAUCGUCCCUUAGUUAUAUAAACAUUGCAAGCACAGGCAUAUAAGCAACACAUCGUUACAUAUCACGAGAUACCACCCCACCCCACGCCAUGCGACGCCACCCAAUCCAUGUGACGUCAUUCGAUCUAUUUGACGCCACCCAAACUGUGUCGCCACUCAAUCUAUGCGACGCCACUAAAUCCAUGCGACGCCAUUCAACCCAUGUAAUGCCACUCAAUCCAUGCGAUGCCAUUCAAACCUAAUCUUCUUACCAGCACCCAAUAAACGCGUCACGUGAUGUCAGGUGUUUUCCGUGGUGUGUGGGUGGGUCGUGUUGUCUGUUUUUUUUUUAGUACGUAAUCUAGUGUAUUGUAAGCGUUAUAAACGUUGUAUAGCUGUUACAUGAUUACGCAAUGUUUUGCCUCUCAAAUGUAUAUAAUGUAUAUGUAUGCCAAUACAUUUGACUUGCAUUCGACAGAGUAAGUGUAUAGAAAACCACAGUUCCAUUUUCAUCCGCAUUAUGGCGAGGUUUCAUAUUUUCCUGGUCAGGUUUUUAUAGAAACGUUACCUGUGAUUUAAGAGUACUUUAAAGUAUUACUUCAUUAAAUACAGAAUGAGACUGGAUCAUUAUUCACACACACGCUCUUGAAAAUGUUACGAAGAACUCUUAAGUCGUGAAGGUGUCUUCACGAUAUUUUCGACCACCGUUCAUGUUAUUGAUAAUUAAAAUGCACAAAAUUAAAAACGCACAUAACUGACAAAGUUAGACGUGAGUGCCGGGGAUCGAAUGGGUUACUCCCCCCAAAGGGAUGAAGCCCUGACCGCAUUGAUACCACCGCUUCUAAGACUGGCUUUGUGCACUAAAACCCUCCUAGUCGUGGGAUUAUGGAGUACAGGGUAUUGGAGAAGUAAGUUAUCGGAAUAAAGCCAGAAAUGUUUGAUGACUUCUGUGGCGCAGUGGCGAGAGCUGUGGAUUUAAGGGAGGUCCCGGGUUCAAUCCCCGGUAGGGUAAAAUUUUGGAAUAUAUAAUUUCUGAAUUUCUCUUUUCUGGUCUGGUGGGAAGCUUCUACCGUGGCUAGUAACCAACGUACCGAUAAAGACGUGCAAUUUAGCAUUGCGGUACGAUGUCGUGUGGAAACCGAUUAGGCGCAUGGGUACCCCUAACAGAGUAGCCUGUUACCAUCUGAGACUACAUUAUCACUCACCAGUAGGUGAGACUGCAGUCGAGGGGUAACUUUCAGUGAAAUAAAAAAAAUAUUUUCUGACAUAAACUGAUGUAGUUGCAAAUGAACUAUGAACGUUUAGUUUUUACGUUAAUUGGUUAGUUAGUCAAAAUUAUCUUUAAUCUGUAUUAUUGUUAUAAAGUAGAGAAAGCAUAAAAUGUUUCUCCUUUCUAAUAAUAUAAAUGAGAAAGUUUGUGUUGUUUGUUUGCCGGCAACAACUAGUAGUUUCUGACAGUUAACAGUUAUAGCCAAAGAGGAUAUAAACACUGCGUUGGAUGGGCAUGAAUAUUUAAUAUUAUUAAAGUCAUAAAUAUUUGAGAAAUGUAUCUUUUCGGACAGAUUGACAACUUAUAUUUAAUAGAAUUGGUUGUGUACUCCGAAGUUUCGUAUGAAGUAGGUUACAAACUGUCAGAAAAGUUCAACCGAAAGAUCAAUCAAUAAGAAUGUUUAUUCACAUACGCCUUGUACAUACGAGCUACUUGAUGGUUGUUAUAUUUUUUAGGUAUCUAAUACCUAUUAGAAUUUCACUAAGCUUAUUUGUUUAAUGCACCUAUUAAUAGUCAUUACACAGCACAAUACUCAAUUUGACUACUUCCUUUUUCAUGGGUCGAUAAUAUGGUCAAUAUUAUGGAGGGUAGAGGUAAGGAGAGUCAUCUGUGUAUAUGAAAAAGUGUCGUCAAAAUGUAUUAAAUUAGGAUGGCGCCACAUUUGCAUCAGGGUAACUCUUAAAAGA
Messenger RNA from Pararge aegeria (speckled wood butterfly), 4180 nucleotides. RefSeq lists its product as uncharacterized. The transcript is spliced from 16 exons. The coding region runs from base 141 to 2258 and encodes 705 amino acids. Lineage: Eukaryota; Metazoa; Arthropoda; Insecta; Lepidoptera; Nymphalidae. The record is from RefSeq and is a predicted model, not a curated record. Gene Ontology annotation, molecular function: metal ion binding.